Molecule: messenger RNA, 653 nt
Organism: Osmerus eperlanus (European smelt)
Lineage: Eukaryota; Metazoa; Chordata; Actinopteri; Osmeriformes; Osmeridae
Product: cytochrome b-c1 complex subunit 10-like
Exons: 3
Coding region: 56-238 (60 amino acids)
Biological process (GO): mitochondrial electron transport, ubiquinol to cytochrome c
Cellular component (GO): mitochondrial inner membrane
Source: RefSeq, a predicted model, not a curated record
CGAGCGAGCUGCUAGAUAAAAUAGGAUAGCUGACAAGCGACCAAGGAAGGUCAGAAUGGUGGUAAAAAUACUAAAUAAAGUGGUGGGCGCCAAAUAUAUUUCAGUUUUAAGGACGUGGGUUCCAAACAUGGUGUGCUGGGGAACAGUGGGUGGAGUGGCACUGGUCCACUUCACUGACUGGCGACUUAUCCUGGACUGGGUCCCUUACAUCAACGGAAAGUUCAAGAACGACAAGUAGAAAGUCACGUUGGCGGUUCAAACGUGCGUUUUGGGACAAUAGGGAUGUCCAGCUUCUCUUCAUUUGCUUCAGUGGGGUGGUCCACUGCUAAUUCAUCCCUGUGAUGGAGGGCUUGUAGCUGUUUGCACAGGGUGGUGUUGUGACUCACAGGGGGGCUGAGCUGUUUGGUUUGUGUUAUGUCGAAUAAAGUCUGUAUGAAUUAGGACAGUCCUUUUCUUAAACCAUCAAUAUGUUAUGUUUGUGAUGAGAAAAGAUGCAAUUUACCCACACGAGUCUUGUCAAACCCACGCCACAAUGCUGCCAACUAUUCAGAAUUCUGGGAGGUGAGGACUGUAUUUUAAGCUUAUGUGAGCUCUGCAGAACUUUAUGAUUCAUACUUAUAUUUUCUCUAAAUAAAUGUGAGUUUAUUAAAUUA